Caenorhabditis briggsae is the source of this 1884-nucleotide messenger RNA. NCBI's taxonomy places the organism in Eukaryota, Metazoa, Nematoda, Chromadorea, Rhabditida, Rhabditidae. The transcript has 4 exons. The record is from RefSeq and is a predicted model, not a curated record. Bases 1 to 1884 code for a protein of 627 amino acids.
AUGACCAACCAAUUCAAUUACGGACCUCGAAUGGAUUUCGACGAGCUUCAGCAACUGAGAGUUCGAAAUUCAUCUACAGGUUAUAGACAACGGUUUUUAAGCCUUACUUCAAUCGAUUCUUUGGCUGCUACAAGUUCAACGAGCCUUGGAAGCCACUGGAAAAAGAUUCCGUUUUCUACUCAACAGAACACUUCUUCAACUGAUUGCUCCAUUCGUUCAGCUGAUAAAACAAUUCCAAGUAGACCAGCAACCGUCGUCUCUUCAAUUUCUUCCUAUACUCCACAUACUCCUAAACUUCCUAACAUCAUGGGUUCUGCCAUUCCGCCUCGGAGCUCGGAGUUGAGCGAAUGGAAGUUCAAUUCGGAAUCGAGCAGAAGCAGUUCUUCAGCGACGAUUGAGGGGAACCCUCCGAUUGCAUUGAGUCAAGUGACAAGUUUGUUGCGAGAGACCACUGAACAUCGGGAGGAAGGACAGAGUUUGCAACUUCAAAUGAAGGGACUCGAAGAGCUGGAACCGACCCUCGAUAGAUUCAUCGGUCAGUUUUCCGAACUGAACAUUCAACAACGUCAGGCUUUUAUUCAAACCGUUAAAAAUUCCAACAAGAAAAUGGAUCACUAUGAUAGCUGCAUCGAGUAUCUCGACGAAGCCGUGGACGACACUCAAGCAUUCUACGACAAGAAAAUUGAAGACGCUUCCGAUUUUGUGACUCAGUCGCUGGCAGUCUUCCAGAAAAAGGAGAAAAUCGAGGAGUUCGUCCGACGAGGAGAGGAGUUUUACACUACAAGCCCAAGGAUCAUGGAUACUAUGUUGGAAAAUACGGAACGCUUGGCUGAAAUUCGUAAAAAUUUGAAUGCCAACAGAAUGGACACCGCUUCAUUGACUGCAUUUGGACAAGAAGAUCAACGCGUGGAUUCAGUCUAUUCCGGUCUCAUUCAAAUGAUCGGAUCGUUGCCUUUGGACCAUUAUGAACGCGGCGAUUUCAACUAUGCCAUCUCCAAGAUCCAGAAUGAUUCCAAGUUUGAAAAGAAGCAAAAAUGCCAGCUAUUGUUCCGUCAUCUUAUGAAGACCAUGGACAACUGGGAAGGAAUUAAAUCAGCGAGCUCUCUUUUUGAUAGUGAUGGAUGGAACAGUGUCUACAGUUUUGAUAGCACCAACGACGCUCUGAAUGUUCUCGAAAGUUCUUCAUUCGCAUUGACUGAUGAUUCCAAUCUUAAUGAUUUGGAUGGAGAACUUCGUAGUUCAAGAAUCAGAAGAGCAGUGGAAGGACCUCAAGGAAAGACAUAUGAAUGCAGUCCAUGGGAUUCUGCUUCCAACUUCACUGGAUGUUCUUCCGAUGGCCUUACUAACAUUCUCUCUUGCAAUGAGCCAAUGACAUUGUCGUCUUAUGAAUGCAAUUCUUCUUCUCUCGGACAGUCAACUCUUUUUUCCGGUAAUCAGAAAAAGUGGGAAAUAUAUUUCAAAGCAGAUAAAUUUUCAGUUUCCAAAUCUUCAAUGCCAAGUCAAGCAUUCGAAGAAGCUCAUCAAAACCUGAUGAAGAGUGCUUCAUGUACCAAAACUGCGUGCUCUUCCAGCGAUCCAAUCAUCGCCCGUCCUCCAAGAGAAAUCGACGAUAAGUCUGUUCUCUCUUCUACCAUUGGAACUCGUACAACUUUGGAUUCUGCUCCAUCUCUCAACUUUUCAACUGUCUCGCUCUCUGCUAUGGUUGAUGAUGCUCUGAACACUGCAAAGGAUGCUGUUGACACCCAAGCCGUUCGACUAAUGCAUGCUCUUCAAAACUCUGCAAGCAAGUGUGGUGUUGCUCUUUCGAAUCUGAUGACCGCCGUCUCGAGCAGCUCGGAGAGCAUUUCCGAUACCCAAUCAUCGCAUCGUUCCAUCACCCAUUAA